AUGUUGCUCGUUUUGCAAGGUGAUUGCGAGCGAGAAAAGAUCAACGUCGCCGUCAUCGUGCCAGGAUCUCUAAUACAGUACAACCCGUAUCCGAUUAAUUUGGACAUGACUUUGUCCGGGAUCGACAUUGCAGUCCAGAGCGAGCGUGUACGCCAAUAUUUACCCAACUAUGAGCUGGUGGUCGAUUACACCGACUCCGAAUGUUCGCUGACUAUCGGUCCCGUUCGUGCCAUGGAGUUCGUUAUGCGGCAAUCCGUCCACGUGUUCUUAGGCCCGGUAUGCGACUACGCCGCUGCGCCCGUUGCAAGGUACACCAGAUAUUGGAAUAUCCCGAUGUUGUCGGCUGGUACAAUGUCCGAUCAUUUCGGUAGAAAAGAUGAAUUCUUUCUCGUUCGAAUGAUGAGUUCGUAUUCCCAUAUGAAAACAACCAUGGCCGAUAUUUUAGAAUAUUACCACUUCAAACACGUUGCCAUGCUAACAGAUGACGAGCCGAUGGAUCAAAACCGUAGAAUCUGCGCACUGGAAAUUAACGCAAUUUGGUCGGAACUUUACGACGUACGUGGCUACCCGGAACCAUACUAUCAAGAUUUCGACCAAUACAGUUUUGAAAAAGAAAACUACAGCUCGAUGUUAUUAGAUGCAAGCAAACACGCCAGGGUCUGUUUGUUAGUUAGCUUUAUUGCGCAUGCCGUUGCCGCUUCGUACGAAAUACGAAUCGGGGCAAUGAUUACAGAGCCGGGGCAUUUUCACGUUUCCGAUAAUUUAAACAUUGAUCUCAUGUACCCGUACGUAAAACCUAUGAUUGCACCGGGUAUUGAUAUUGCGGUAGAAAAAGUGCGAAAUGAUCGUAAUCUACUGACGGAUGCCAAUAUAUCCGUGGCCUACGUCGAUUCCGAGUGUUCAAACCAUGCCUCGAUGAUACGAGCUGUGGAACUCAUGGGAAAUAUUAAGGGACUCGGUGUGGAGGCAUUCUUUGGACCCGCUUGUGAAUACGCCGCUGCGCCCGUUGCAAGAUUCGCCUCACAUUGGCAAAUCCCGAUAUUAACAACGGGGGCGAAAGCCCAGACCUUCGGACACAAGACGCAAAAGGAAUACGAAAUGAUCACGAGGGCUCACCCUCCUCACAUCAAAAUGGCGGAGGCGUUUGUGGAGGUGUUACAAUAUUUUAAUUGGAAGCGAAUAGCAGUAUUACACCAAGACGACGGUACUCGUCCUUUCCGGGAUUGUUGGUUUUUCAACGCUGCGCUCCUUGCAGCCAUGACAGCUGCUGGAAUCGAGUACCCAGACGAAAAACGUUACGAGACGUUCAGUGAAUAUUCCCCGACAGAAGCGGACCACGAUUACUCCGAGCUGCUGAAAACGAUGGUUAUACCCCAGGCUAGAA
Molecule: messenger RNA, 1384 nt
Organism: Saccoglossus kowalevskii
Lineage: Eukaryota; Metazoa; Hemichordata; Enteropneusta; Harrimaniidae
Biological process (GO): signal transduction
Cellular component (GO): membrane
Molecular function (GO): signaling receptor activity; peptide hormone binding
Source: RefSeq, a predicted model, not a curated record